This is a messenger RNA of Arvicola amphibius (Eurasian water vole), 3471 nucleotides long. It is a transcript of the gene Myt1, whose product is annotated as myelin transcription factor 1. Gene Ontology annotation, biological process: regulation of transcription by RNA polymerase II. The record is from RefSeq and is a predicted model, not a curated record. Bases 97 to 3471 code for a protein of 1124 amino acids. Lineage: Eukaryota; Metazoa; Chordata; Mammalia; Rodentia; Cricetidae. Gene Ontology annotation, molecular function: DNA-binding transcription factor activity, RNA polymerase II-specific; zinc ion binding; RNA polymerase II cis-regulatory region sequence-specific DNA binding. Gene Ontology annotation, cellular component: nucleus. The transcript is spliced from 22 exons.
GAGUUCCGGGGCAAACUUCUGACCCAGAGGUGGACACAGGAAGACAAGACCAGCAGCUGCAGAACUGAGAAACAUUUCCUGUGCAGAUACAGCAAAAUGAGCUUAGAAAGUGAUGACAAGCGAGCCCGCACACGGUCCAAGACCCUCCGAGGACCCCCAGAAACUACAGGGGCAGACCUCAGCUGUCCUACCCCAGGAUGUACUGGUUCAGGACAUGUUCGGGGAAAGUACUCCAGACAUCGAAGCUUACAGAGUUGCCCUCUGGCCAAGAAGAGAAAACUGGAGGAUGCUGAGGCUGAGCACCUGGUAUCCAAAAGGAAGUCACACCCUCUGAGGCUGGCUCUGGAUGAAGGCUACCGAAUGGACAGUGAUGGCAGUGAGGAUGCCGAGGUGAAGGACGCCUCUGUUUCGGAUGAAUCAGAAGGACCCCUGGAGGAGGCGGAGGCUGAGAUGUCAGGACAGGAGGAGAUUCAUCACCCCCAGCCAGCUGAAGGAAAAAGCCUCAUCAAAUCCCAUUUUGGAUCCAACACCACAAGCAGCUCUUCUGGCUUCUCCAAAGGAAGCUACAGCAGCUACCAGGGAAUCAUCGCAACUUCCCUUCUAAAUCUGGGCCGAAUUGCUGAAGAGACCCUUGUGCAGGAGGAUUCAGUCCCAGUAGCUAAGUUGGGCCCCACUGUUGUUCAUCAGCUUCAGGAUGAGGCUGCAAUGGGGGCCAGCAAUGAUGAAGCUGAAAAGGACCUCUUUAUACAGCCAGAGGAUGUGGAAGAGGUCAUUGAAGUCACCAGUGAACGUUCCCAAGAGCCAUGCCCCCAGUCUCUGGAGGAUAUGGUUAGUGAAGAGUCAAACAAGCAGAAAGUUGUCCUAGGUCAUGAGGAGGAGGGAGAGGAUGAUGAGGAGGAUGAAGAAGAGGAGGAGGAGGAAGAGGAGGAAGGAGAAGAGGUAGAGGAGGAAGAGGAAGAGGAAGAAGAGGAGGAAGAAGAGGAGGAGGAAGAGGAAGAGGAAGAAGCAACUCCAAAUGUGAUCUUUGGGGAAAACACUCCCCCUACCUCUGCCCAGAAGUCUUCCCCUGAAUUCCGAGGCCCAGAGCUAUCCAGUCCCAAGCCUGAGUAUUCAGUCAUUGUGGAGGUCCGUUCUGAUGAUGACAAGGAUGACGACUCACAUUCCCAGAAGUCAGCAGUCACAGAUGAAUCAGAGAUGUAUGACAUGAUGACCCGUGGGAAUCUGGGCCUUCUGGAGCAGGCCAUUGCCCUGAAGGCUGAGCAGGUGCAUGCUGUCUGUGAGCCAGGCUGCCUGCCUGCUGAGCAGGGCCAUCUGGGCCCAGGAGAGCCAGGGAAGGUGGCAAAGCCCCUGGAUGUGGUGAGGAAGAGCUGCUACAGCAAAGAUCCUUCCAGGGUGGAGAAGCGUGAGAUCAAGUGUCCGACACCUGGCUGUGAUGGCACUGGGCAUGUUACUGGGUUGUAUCCUCAUCACCGUAGCCUGUCUGGCUGUCCCCACAAGGACAGAAUCCCUCCAGAGAUCUUGGCCAUGCAUGAAAAUGUGCUGAAGUGCCCCACGCCUGGCUGCACGGGCCAAGGCCAUGUGAACAGCAACCGCAAUACCCACAGAAGUUUGUCUGGGUGUCCCAUUGCUGCUGCUGAAAAAUUAGCCAAAUCUCAUGAGAAGCAGCAACUGCAGACAGGAGAUCCUCCCAAAAAUAACUCCAAUUCAGAUCGGAUCCUCAGGCCCAUGUGCUUUGUGAAGCAGCUUGAGGUUCCUCCUUAUGGGAGCUACCGACCCAAUGUGGCUCCCGCCACGCCCAGGGCCAACUUGGCCAAGGAGCUGGAGAAGUUCUCCAAAGUCACCUUUGACUACGCAAGUUUUGAUGCUCAGGUUUUUGGCAAACGUAUGCUUGCCCCAAAGAUUCAGACCAACGAAACCUCACCCAAAGCCUUCCAAUGCUUCGAUUACUCUCAUGAUGCUGAGGCUGCACACAUGGCUGCCACUGCCAUUCUGAACCUCUCCACUCGAUGCUGGGAGAUGCCAGAGAACCUCAGCACAAAGCCACAGGACCUCCCCAGCAAGGCUGUGGACAUUGAGGUAGAUGAAAAUGGAACUCUGGACUUGAGCAUGCAUAAACAUCGCAAGCGGGAAAGCAACACUUUUCCCAGCAGUGGCAGCUGCGGUAGCAGCCCUGGUGUCAAGUCUCCUGAUGUCUCUCAGCGCCAGAGCACUACCAGUGCCCCCAGCAGCUCCAUGACCUCACCCCAGUCCAGCCAGGCAUCCCGCCAGGAUGAGUGGGACCGUCCUCUAGACUACACCAAACCCAGUCGCCUUCGAGAGGAAGAGCCUGAGGAGUCAGAGCCAGCAGCACAUUCUUUUGCUUCUUCUGAAGCAGAUGAUCAGGAGGUGUCAGAAGAGAACUUUGAGGAGCGGAAGUACCCAGGGGAAGUCACCCUGACCAACUUUAAGCUGAAAUUUCUUUCCAAGGACAUAAAGAAGGAGCUUCUCACCUGUCCCACCCCUGGCUGUGAUGGCAGUGGUCAUAUCACCGGGAACUAUGCCUCCCAUCGCAGCCUCUCUGGUUGCCCUCUUGCUGACAAGAGCCUCAGAAACCUCAUGGCUGCCCACUCUGCUGACCUCAAGUGCCCCACACCUGGCUGCGAUGGCUCUGGCCACAUAACAGGGAACUAUGCCUCACACCGGAGUUUGUCAGGCUGCCCACGUGCCAAGAAGAGUGGACUCAAGGUGGCGCCUACCAAGGAUGACAAGGAGGACCCCGAGUUGAUGAAGUGCCCAGUUCCAGGCUGUGUGGGGCUCGGCCAUAUCAGUGGCAAAUAUGCCUCUCACAGGAGUGCUUCUGGCUGCCCGCUGGCUGCUCGGAGGCAGAAAGAGGGUACUCUCAAUGGUUCAUCUUUCUCCUGGAAGUCGCUGAAGAAUGAGGGCCCUACUUGCCCAACCCCAGGCUGUGACGGCUCUGGCCAUGCAAAUGGCAGUUUCCUCACCCACCGAAGUUUGUCUGGCUGUCCCAGAGCAACCUUUGCUGGAAAGAAAGGAAAACUCUCAGGUGAUGAGAUUCUCAGCCCAAAGUUCAAGACAAGUGAUGUGCUGGAGAAUGAUGAGGAGAUCAAGCAGCUAAAUCAGGAGAUACGAGACCUGAAUGAGUCCAAUUCGGAGAUGGAGGCUGCCAUGGUACAGCUGCAGUCCCAGAUCUCUUCCAUGGAGAAGAACUUGAAGAACAUUGAGGAGGAGAACAAGCUCAUUGAGGAGCAGAAUGAGGCCCUAUUUCUGGAAUUGUCCGGGCUGAGCCAGGCCCUCAUCCAAAGUCUUGCCAAUAUCCGCCUUCCACACAUGGAGCCAAUAUGUGAACAGAAUUUUGACGCCUAUGUGAACACCCUCACUGACAUGUACUCCAAUCAGGAUUGCUACCAGAACCCGGAGAACAAAGGCCUUCUGGAAACGAUCAAGCAAGCUGUGAGGGGCAUUCAGGUUUAG